AUGAACGUCAUCUUUAUAAUGAACGAUACCUUUCGCAGGGACCACUUGGGGUGUUACGGUAACGCUUGGAUUCAAACGCCCAAUCUGGAUGGGUUUGCCCAGCGCGCAGCUGUGUUUGAGCAAUUCUAUGCCGCUUCCUAUCCGACAGUGCCCAAUCGGUGGGACUUAGCGACUGGACGUUUCGGCUUCCCGUUUCGCGGGUGGCAGCCCCUGAGCCCUGGAGAUAUGACUUGGGGGCAGAUCCUGUCCGCAAACAGUGUGCAUACCCAAAUGAUCUGGGAUACCCCAAUGCUUGCGAUGCACGAUUAUAACUACACGCGCGGUUUUGGGGGACUCGGUUUUGUGCAUAGCCAGAAAGGCGAUCCAUGGAUAACUGAUCCCACUCUCGACAUUCAGCUAGGGGCGCAGCCCCAUAAAAUCCGCAACAUCCCCGGACUGCAAGGUUACCUCCGCAACCACGCCGCCCGCCAGUUUGAUCGUGAAUUCUGCAUUGGACGCGGGAUGUCGGAGGCGAUGGACUGGCUGGAAACUAACUACAACCAAGAGUCGUUUUUCCUCUAUAUUGAUAUGUGGGAUCCCCAUGAGCCGUUCGACUGCCCUUGGUACGAUUACGCGCUGUAUGCUGACCCCGACUACGAUGGAGAUCAGAUGUUGUACCCGGAAUACGGCCGCCCAACAUAUAUGACUGAGGCGGAGGCGGCACAUCUCCGGGCACUCUAUGCCGGCAACGUUACGUUGACGGAUCGGUGGGUGGGCGCAUUUCUGGAUCUGGCAGAACGGUUGGGACUCUUCAAAAAUACGCUCAUCAUCUGGGCUUCUGACCACGGACACCUAUUCGGAGACCACGACCUGCAAGGCAAACCGGGAGCGGAGCUUGGCAAACUCUACGAAGUCACCAUCCGAAUUCCCCUCUUGAUUCAUCACCCCGAGGGAUUGGGAGCAGGCGAGCGAGUUCGCGGUAUUGUCCAACCCCCUGACAUCUUGCCUUCAAUCUUGGAUUUCCUUGGAAUCUCGACACCAUCGCACAUCCAAGGAGCAUCCUUCCUACCCUUGAUGACAGGGGACGCGGCAAAGAUACGCGAUUACGCCUUUUCAAGUCGAUUCCCGCCCAGCGCGGGGACAACCGGCUAUACGCCGGUGGAGGGUGCCGCUUUCGACGGUUGGGUCGGCUCCGACCGAAACGUUGAACCCAGCACCAUCACCGAUGACGAGUGGGCUUACCUGUGCGCACCGCAAGGGAUGCCUUCCGAACUUUAUAACCUGAAAACUGACCCCGACCAGAAACAUAACGUCGUUGAUGCCCAUCCCGAUGUGGCUGAACGGAUGCGCAACGCUUGGAUUGAGUUUCUGACGAAUCACGGUGCCCCCGAAACCCGCAUUCGCCCCUUCCAAGAUGCAAACGUUGAGGUUCACACGCCGACGAGCGGGACGGUGUACGCCUUCCGAGACGAUCAGGUCAAUGGAUCGCUUUCCCCACUGAGGGACAGGCGCGACGUUCUGCGUAUCAAGACGAUGCGCCGGGACCGAAGCGGGAGAUUCAAAAGAUAA
This is a messenger RNA of Geodia barretti, 1548 nucleotides long. The record is from the annotation of a GenBank genome assembly. NCBI's taxonomy places the organism in Eukaryota, Metazoa, Porifera, Demospongiae, Tetractinellida, Geodiidae.